AUGUCUGGUGGGAAAAUGUGGAGGGUUGUGAAAGAAAGGAAACCAGCUUUAAAGAUCCGGGAAGGAACACUGGAGCGGCUGGUGCAGACCCAACUGAUGGCAUUCAGGGACGAUAAGCUUGCCUACACCAGCAUCUUCCUGUCCACAUACCGCGCCUUCGCCAGCACGCACACCGUGCUGCAGCUGCUAGACAAGUACGUCUGGUUCUGGGCUGGGGGCCCAUGGUGGCUAGAGUGUAUAGCAGGAGCUGACAACAGCUGGUCCUGGUGGGACCUAUUGUUCAAGAAGGUGAUUCCUCACCACUGCCUGGGCUCCAUCUGGUCCCAGAGGGAUAAGAAACAGAACAAGCACAGUGCUCCCACCAUCCGUGCCACCAUCACCCAGUUCAACGCUGUGGCAGCGUGUGUGGUCAGCACCAUACUGCACCGACAACAGAUCCGCCCGCUCCUCAGGGCACGGGUCAUCAAGCGCUGGAUAGACAUCGCUCAGGAGUGUCACGUGCUUAAGAACUUCUCCUCUCUCCGUGCCAUUGUGUCUGCACUGCAGUCCAACCCACUCUACAGACUGAAGAGGGCCUGGUCCUGGGUGCCCAAAGACAGCAUGUCUACGUUUGGGGAGCUAUCAGACAUCAUACAUCACAAACUCUACCUGACCAGCGAAGAGCUGCUGAUGAGGGAGGGCACCUCUAAGUUUGCCAAUCAGGUAGGCUGUGCUAAGGAGCACCAGAAACACACUCACAAACGAUUCCAGAGGAAAUUAGAAAUGGGUGCCAUGCAGGGGACGAUACCUUACCUGGGCACCUUCCUCACAGACCUGACCAUGUUAGAUACGGCCCGGUCAGACCUAGUAGAGGGGGGGCUAAUCAACUUUGAGAAGAUGCGAAGGGAGUUUGAGGUGAUCGCUCGGAUCAAGCUGCUGCAGUCUGCGUGUAACAGCUACUGUCUUAUUGCUAACGCUGCCUUCCUGCGCUGGUUCAAGUGCCAGCCUCAACACAGAGAGGAGGAGAGCCAUGCCAUGUCUUGUGACAUUGAAGGAGUGGGAGACAGAAGUAAGACUUCAUGCAAACUUUGCAAGGGCAUUGUCAAGAGACUUAGCCAGCAGUCGCACACAAGACGGUUGCUCUCCCUAACGCCCAUGUCCCCCUCCUCUCCCCUGCCCCCUGCCUACAACACCCAGGCUCAGGACGCCUGCAUCAUCAGAGUCAGCCUGCAGCAGGGCAACGGCAACCUCUACAAGAGCAUCAUGUUGACGAGUCAGGAUAAGACUCCAGCAGUGAUCUCUAGAGCCGUGGCCAAACACAACCUGGAGAGUGAGCCUGGGGAGGGAUACGAGCUGGUGCAGGUCAUCUCUGACGAAAGAGAACUGGUGAUUCCUGACAAUGCUAAUAUGUUUUACGCCAUGAACACCUCUGCAAACUUUGACUUCCUGCUGCGUGUGCGAGGCACGGCGGGGUGGCCUGUCCAGCUGAGGAGUCGCUAUGCCUCCACACUCCCCUACGCCCAGCAGCGUGCCAGCCUACGCCUCAGCAAGGCAGCGGGGGACCGGCUGCAACCUGGCCACACGGUGAGUCAGCUAGAAACCUGGAAGAUCCGUGCUGGAACUCUGGAGCGGCUGGUAGAGACCCUGCUGACGGGGUUCCGGGGCAAUGACCUCACCUACACCAGCAUCUUCCUGUCCACAUACCGCACCUUCGCCAGCACGCACACCGUGCUGCAGUUGCUGCUAGACAAGUAUGGAAUUCCAGAGGAUAGUGAAGGACAGACUGAGCAAUGUAGACCCUCUGAAACCAAAGGAGCUGUUCGAAUUGCCCUUGCCUCCAUCUUGAGAGCCUGGAUGGGCCAGUAUCGAGAGGACUUCCAGGAGCCUCCAUCCUACCCCUGCCUCCACAGGGUGAUGGCCUACCUACAGAGGGCCCUGCCUGGAUCGGAGCCCAUGCGUAAAGCCCAGAGUCUACUGGAGCAGCUGAAGGCUGAGGCCAGUCUGGAUGUAGACUCAGAGGGUUUCUCCAGCGGUUUUGACAGCAUACGCUCCUUCGGCCUGUGUGAGGAUGAGGAAGUGGAGAUUGAGGUCCAGGAAGACUUCAUGUCAUUUGAUACAGAUUUGGUGGCAGAGCAACUGACCUAUAUGGAUGUGUUGUUGUUCAAUAAGGUGAUUCCUCACCACUGCCUGGGCUCCAUCUGGUCCCAGAGGGAUAAGAAACAGAACAAGCACAGUGCUCCCACCAUCCGUGCCACCAUCACCCAGUUCAACGCUGUGGCAGCGUGUGUGGUCAGCACCAUACUGCACCGACAACAGAUCCGCCCGCUCCUCAGGGCACGGGUCAUCAAGCGCUGGAUAGACAUCGCUCAGGAGUGUCGCGUGCUUAAGAACUUCUCCUCGCUCCGUGCCAUUGUGUCUGCACUGCAGUCCAACCCACUUUACAGACUGAAGAGGGCCUGGUCCUGGGUGCCCAAAGACAGCAUGUCUACGUUUGAGGAGCUAUCAGACGUCUUCUCGCAUCACAACAACUACCUGACGAGCCGAGAGCUGCUGAUGGGGGGAGGGCACCUCUAAGUUUGACAAUCAGGUAGGCUGUGCUAAGGAGCACCAGAAACACACUCACAAAUGAUUCCAGAGGAAAAAUGAAAUGGUGAGCUCUUCAACUUUGAGAAUAGGUGACAGACUGUUCCAGGGAGUUGACCCCUCAGCAGCCAGUUCCACGUUGAGUGAAACACAGCCUGGCCCGCCCUGCAUGUGCUGUCGCUUGGUCUUCCUGUUGGCCAUGUCCCUUGCC
Messenger RNA from Oncorhynchus keta (chum salmon), 2773 nucleotides. Its product is annotated as ral guanine nucleotide dissociation stimulator-like 1. The coding region runs from base 1 to 2553 and encodes 850 amino acids. The transcript is spliced from 21 exons. Gene Ontology annotation, molecular function: guanyl-nucleotide exchange factor activity. The record is from RefSeq and is a predicted model, not a curated record. Gene Ontology annotation, biological process: Ras protein signal transduction; positive regulation of GTPase activity. Lineage: Eukaryota; Metazoa; Chordata; Actinopteri; Salmoniformes; Salmonidae. Gene Ontology annotation, cellular component: plasma membrane.